Messenger RNA from Mastomys coucha (southern multimammate mouse), 4519 nucleotides. RefSeq names its product Scm polycomb group protein like 4 (gene Scml4). Lineage: Eukaryota; Metazoa; Chordata; Mammalia; Rodentia; Muridae. Gene Ontology annotation, molecular function: protein binding. The record is from RefSeq and is a predicted model, not a curated record. The coding region runs from base 601 to 1842 and encodes 413 amino acids. The transcript is spliced from 8 exons.
ACCCAUUCUGACUAUUGUGACAUAAUUCAGUUUAUUACAAGGAAGUAACUAUCUAAGAAGCAGAGGUGUCAUUACCCGGUAGCUCCUGUUCACAAAAAGCUGCGCUGUUGAUUUCUCUUAGCUGGUCUGUACAUAGGAAAGAAACACCAUACACACACACACACACACACACACACACACACACACACACACACACACACGAGUCCUCGCUUUCUGCAUAAAAAAUGUGUGUGUGUUCUUUAGAAGCCAGCGGUUGGCUGGUUUUCCGGACAUGAUGUGGUUGAAGCUGUCAUCGUAAUGGAAAUUCACUGCUGUAGCUAUGGUAAAUCGAGUGUUCUGCCUGGGCUGAAUGCAUUAGUCUAAUGAGAUGUUUGCAGCGGCCGAGCAGGGCUGCUGGCGACUAGCUGUGAGGCAUAAGCACACCGUGGAAGAUAGCUGCUUGUGCCAUACUCGCAGUGCAUGUGCAGGAAGUCACCUGUCUUCUAAGCCAACACUCCGACCUCAGCAGCACCCUGAUCGGGGCUCUGUGACCAAGCUGUAGGACCUCUCUUGCCCGCGCGCGGUUUGCCUCCUCAUUCAGUAAGACUGGCACCAGCAGAGAUGCAGACGCAGAGGGUCCCAGGGAGGAAGCGUGGCCGGCCUCCACUUCACUCCACACGGGUGCAGAUGGCAGUUCAUAACCUUUAUUCUGCUUCUUCUGCCUCUGUGCCGGCAGUGACAAUCCCAAAGAAGAGAGGACGGAAACCCAGGUACAAGAUCAAGUCUCCAGUGCUCAUGACUCCCUUGGCCCUGUCGCCUCCACGGAGUACCCCGGAACCCGACCUCAGCUCCAUCCCUCAGGAUGCAGCCACCAUCCCGAGCUUGGUGGUCCCAGAGGCUCUCACAGUGUGCCUCUACAUUAACAAACAGGCCGACGCAGGGCCAUACCUGGAGAGGAGGAAGCUGCAGCAGCUUCCGGAGCGCCUGGGGCCGGAGCGGCCCGCUACCGUGCUGCAGCAGGCGGUGCAAGCAUGCAUCGACUGUGCGCACCAGCCAAGGCUGGUCUUCUCCCUUGUCAAGCAAGGAUACCGCGGUGAACUGGUGUCAGUCUCUGCUUCCUUUGAUGGAAAGCAGCACCUGAGGAGUCUGCCUGUGGUGAACAGUGUGGGUUAUGUCCUCCGCUUCCUGACCAAACUGUGCCGCAGCCUCCUGUGUGACAACCUCUUCAGCCACCUGCCUUUCCCCGGGAGCAUCGGUACCUCUGAGAAGGCCCAGGAGAGAGAGGAUGGGAGGCCUGAGUCAGCCAAGGUAGCCACUGCUGAAGAGUGUUUGGUAAACACAGUGGGCAUGAACCGCUACAGCAUGGAUGCCUCCUCCACUGCCUUCAGCCACAGGGGCUCCGUGACCCAUUCCUCCUCACUGUACAAGAGGCUGAACUGUGGAGACAGCCACCUUUCGGGAGGCCCUGCCACCACCACCAGUGGUCCCCGUACCAACCCUGUGCCCUCUGGAAGUUCAUCGACACCUGGACUGAGGCUCCCGGCCUCCAGCCCCAAGAGGAAUGGAACAGCCGUCGAAGGAAACAGAUGUGCCUCGAGUCCCUCUCCAGAGCUGCAGGAUACCAGGCGACCAAGCAGCAGAAACCCUUCUACCUGGACUGUGGAGGACGUGGUCUGGUUUGUGAAGGAUGCGGAUCCUCAGGCUCUGGGGCCUCACGUGGAGCUCUUCAGAAAGCAUGAGAUUGACGGCAAUGCCUUGUUGUUGCUGAGGAGCGACAUGAUCAUGAAAUACCUGGGACUGAAGCUGGGACCCGCGCUGAAGCUCUGCUAUCACAUCGACAAGCUGAAGCAAGCUAAGUUCUAAAGGGCUGGAAAGAAAACCCCCAGACCUCCAGGUUACUGCUGCCAGACCAGCGUCCGUCCACUGUCAUGAGUAGACUGUCCUCUUAAAUGUCACAGCCACAAAGACUGUGUCUUUUUAUAAAACGUGUGCAUCCUUGCAUUUUUGUAACAUUCCUGGUGGCCCCUUUCAGAGACUCAACUGUGUGCUAGACUUGUCAGAAAAAAUCACACAGACACACAAAAAAAGCCUAUUACAGUCAAUGUUCCUGACGUGUUGGUCACUCUUUAUGGGUGCUAUUUGUGACAUGACAGAGUGAAUAACUGAACGCUGUCACCCAAGGAGAGCCCUGGAGGGGAGCUCGAAAAGUCACGAGAAGAUCCCUGUCCUUGCAGGGGCUGUGGGGACACCCCCAGUGGUUGGCAACCUCUCCCUGUUCUUGGGACCGAUCCGCAUGAGCUUCACUGGACUCAGCUCUGGAAGUUGUCUUCUGAUGGCCGCCUCGCCUUGCACUAUCUGGAAAACUUGAAUUUUUGUUGCUGUCUUUUUUGUUCGUUUGUUUUUGUCCUCCACCCCUCCACCCUACCCCCCCAUACCCCACCUCACCCCACCCCCCAACCCCCCACCCCAUCCUACCCUCGCUCUCGACAAGAAAGGGGAAAGGAUGUUUUCGAGCCCUAGCUACUGUAGUCCUUCCUUGCUCCACCAGAGGGCAGACUGCUAACGAGGUUUCAGGAUGCACAGACUGCACGGCCGGGGCAGGGUGUUUAUCUGCAAGACCUAGCUUGCACCGGGACUGGGGAUGAAUUCCACACUCAGCACCCCAGAUUGCCACUUGGGAAGAAAUCAUGCUCUGUCGGGGUCCAGCUCAGACCCAUUGCUUACUGACUUACUCGGUACGGAUUCGGAAGCAACCAUCUGCCUAAACAAAGACCUGGCGUCCCUUCCCGCCCAGAGUCUCACUGAAGCUCUGAUAUGAUGGCAUGCUGAGGGAUCUUGGUGACAUUUAACUAUGGGUAUUUCUUGAAAAAAGGUGUGGGGGGGUGGGAACUGUCUCGACAAAGUUUGAAAUGGGAUGUGCUGAUUCCUAGUUUCAUGGCUACGUUCUGUGGCUGUGUGUCUGUGGCUAAUUUUUCUAGUCUUCGACAAAUAUGCAGACGUGUUUUUAUUGGGCUCAAUUCAAUUUACAAAUAGGUUUUUACUCUUCACUGUGAAGUAAUGGGAAAAAAUUGAUUUUCUACUCUUAGCAGCUGUGUCCAGAGGCGGAUGGAGCCACGGUUUCCUAGGCGGAAGGGGCACUUCUUCGCGGCUAUUCUUUAUGGAAUCCUCUCCCUGGCUUUGUUUAUUCUAAACGAAUAGAGAACUUUCCUUAAAGGCACAUCUGGGGAAAGUGAGGUUGGUCAAGCAUAACUUAGGGUCUCCCAUGACAAUAGUAUGAAUUUUAGAAAGGCAUCUUCUCUCGGGUUGCAGUCUGAGCAAGGUCUCUGCUGGCAAGUGUAGCCAGUGGUCCUGGUCCACAACAAGACACAUGUAGGCUCUCCGAUGGAUCUAGCUAUUGUACCAGUCAGGUAGAAUGUAGGUGAAGAGCACAGGACGUAUUCCAUGUUGUGCUAUAAGGGCCUACUUGGAUGCUCCCUGUUUGUGGGAGUGUGACAUGACCCUGCAAGAUCUUUGUUACAUAUACACUGGUGGUUGGACUUAAAUACAACAGAGAAGGAGAAAAAUGUCCCAAAGCUUUCCACUGGAUGGAACUUGAUCAGGUGUGGAUGAGCCUGAUGUCUGUUAUUGAUAGCAUGAGGCAGAAAUGACCUUGAAUUAGACCUUGGACAGAUUCUUUAAGAUGUUAAAGCAACGAGUGGACUCUGCCUUGAAGAAUACUGUCAAUGCUGGGUGCUCUGAAGUUAGAUCCCAUCAAACAGUUCCCAUGUACACAAUUGCUUGCAAUGGAAGUGUGGAGAUUAGAACAGUCGCUUCACACAAAUGUUUGCCCUUCCCCGGAGGCUCACGGUGCCUCUUCCAGGGACACAGGCUCCUUCGUGACUGGCAGUAUUAAGCUUGUCAAAUGUCCUGCCUAAACUUACCCAUGUCUCACUGGUGCCCCAAGUUAAAACAAGGCCAAACAAGUCAAGGGGAGGCCUCAAGUGAUUUUUGAAGGAGAGCUAGGACCCAGUUCAAGUCUGUGGGGGAACUGGAGCUGUGUCCCUAGACAUGAUGUCUUAUUUCACACGAAGCCUUAAAUUAGCUCGAUCGUCGGAUUCCAGACAUUUAAGGUUUGGCCAAACAGAACCAAGCAAAGCACCAAGAAGCAAUCUCAUUAGUCUUGGAAUGGGGCUGCCAUACCACGGAAGACCCGGCGGAACCAAUUCUUCUUGCCUGUUUUUUCAUACAAUCUAAUUAGUUGACCAAAUCAUCAUCGUAAUGCUGCAAGUAUAAUUAAUUUUCAACCCUCUCAAAAAUCUUGUCAAACAGAGCAGCUAAAUAGCUUCUCAUAUGUAAACCAUGCAAGGCCACUUCCUCUAAACAGACCUUCCAGGGUCAGGCCACAGGGCUUACCCUGGCCCACAUGAGCAGGACUUGAACUCACACCUGACAGUCCCCGUGCUUGCUAUUCUGGCUGUAUAGCUCUGCUUCAGGUUGGAGUGGAGAAUGAACACAUUUUGCAUAAUUCCAAAUUAAAGAGUGUUGGUGCUCUUGUUCCAGA